Durusdinium trenchii is the source of this 5325-nucleotide messenger RNA. NCBI's taxonomy places the organism in Eukaryota, Dinophyceae, Suessiales, Symbiodiniaceae. The record is from the annotation of a GenBank genome assembly.
AGCGUUCGGGCUCAGAUUUCCUGGCCCGGACCGUCGACGACGCGAUGACACCAUGAGGGCGCCAUGUUUGUCGAAGACAAGCGGCGCCCGCGCUCGUGGCGCCCGCAUGCGAGGCGUGCUGCCUUGGCUUUGCGAUGGCUUCUCUCCGUGCUGGUGCUCUCAGCGGAUGCGAGCACCAUCAAAGUUAUGAUGAUCCACAAUGCCGCAGAGAGGAAUGCCGGUUGGAAAGAAGGUUUUCAUGACUUCUUUGUCCCCUUCAUCAACAACACCAACGAGAGAAGCUUCAUCAUGCAGCAGGGCCAGAUGUACAAGAUCACUUCCAUCCUAUGCGAGAUAGAUCUGUCGAAUGAUGCGCUGUCGAAGGUCCAGGGAUGUGUUAAUGACGCCAAUGCGGAAGAUGUUGAUGCGAUUGUCGUGGGCUCUUCAGUGCACAAUAUUGACAUCAAGAAUGCUGCAGAGCUCUUGGGAAUUCCCAACCUUCAUUGCUCAGGUGGUAAUCCACUGAGCUGGGGCGGUGGUCAUCCUCAUGCCUUCGGCUUGCAUUUGCCUUUUCCCUGGUAUACGCGAGGCCCCUUGCGCCAGGCAUCCCUUUCGAACUUGAGCACUGUGCUGAUCAUUCGUGACUUCGACUCGGAAUUUUCCCGUGUCUCUGCCCUCGCUUCGGCUGAGUGGAGUCGCAGCAGCAAUCUACGGGUCAUCGGCCCGACCGAGAAGUGGUGCCAGAAAUGGGCGACGGAGACUGGCUGUCUUGUGCGGGCUGGGCGUUGUCAAUGUGGAUCAGCCUCAGAGUUUGAUGCUCUUGGGUACAGGUACCACCUUUAUGACCUGCCGAGCUUCUAUCAAGUCAUCGAGAGCAACGUGGUCGAAGCAGGCUUUGAUUCUCGAGCUGAAUUCCUGUCACCAAAAUUGGUGAGAUUUGUGGAGGGUAUCAUUGAGGAUGUGCGUGAACAAGGAGCAGAUCCCGACAUUGUGGUGAAUUGGCUCACUUCAGCCCGAAGUGGUUUGAUGGCCAUGAGAACCAAACAGGUGAAUUACAAGAUGCACCUCGGUCAGCCCAGUGUUCCUGGAACCGCUUGGAAUGGCUAUGAGUCAUACUGGCCCGAUGGUACGCCCGCUUUGGGGCAGCAUGAGGCCUUGUACAACGUGGGCAGUGGCCAAUGGCACAAAGACAUGGAGUUUCAGGAUCCCUACUUCACGAGUACCGGCGACAUGCUCUUGAGAUACCUUCAAGCCACUGGAAAGCAUCCCACUUAUGAUGCUGCAGCAUGUGUGGCUGCGGGCAUCUCCUUGGUUUACAGCUUGGAGGGCUAUGGCCAAUCCUUGCUUGCCAUGAACAAGAGCCAGCGGCGGGAAGAGAUCCGAGAGUCCCUAGGCCGGAUCCAUGUUGAGACCAUCUUCGGGACGAUCAGCUUUGGUUGGAAUGGUCAGAACAGAGGGCGUUCCACGGUGAAUUGGCAGAUCUUUGAGAACAAUGUCACCAGGACGCUCUUGCCGGUGGAAUCCGCCUCAGCACAAUUUCGAAUCCCAGCGCCUUCCUGGGACGCUCGCUUGGGCUGCCCAAAUGGCACCUAUGCAAGUGGAACCAUCUUGGCCACAGAAUGCAUACCAUGUCAGGAGGGCACGUAUCGAAAUCGUCCCAGUCCGCCACUGGAAUUCACGCAGUGUGAGCCCUGUGGGCCAAAUCGAGGCACUUUGCCAGGACAGCGAGGUGUGGUGGAAUGUGAACUAUGUCCGGCCGGAACAGAGAAUGUGAGUGGGAUUUGCCAGAAGUGUCCACUGGGCACCUUCCGCAGCAAUGCCGUUGGUGGCUGUCUACCUUGUGCAGCCGAAAGCUAUGCAGAUGAGUUGGGCAUGGAGCAGUGCAAGCCUUGUCCAAGCAACAGCUUCCAGUUGGCCACAGGUCAAACUUACUGCCUUUGUGAGCUUGGAACCUACAAGGAUCCCGAUGAUCCCUCCUUGGGGGCGACGCGGCAAUGCCUCUCCUGCGCAGACUUCCUGAUCAAUAGCACCACCUUGUAUGCUGGCUCAACGGACAAUAGUAGCUGCAUUUGCCCUCACGGCAAGUUCUACCAUCGGCCCUACAGCAACAGUCAAAUCGCCUUCUGCAAGGAUUGUUUGGGUGGCUUAAUCUGUCCUGGCGGACGUGACGGCUCCAAGCACCAGGCACCUUUGCAAGACAGUGGUUUUGCAGCUGGUCAGCCCGCGUAUUUGGGUGCCGAGCCGCCAUACGUCAUUGAGUGCAAUUCACUGAUCAGCUGUUCGAAAGGACUCCCGCUGGGCCAAUGCCCUGAGAACAGUGUGGGCAAGGCCUGCGAGGCAUGUAAGCCGGAUCAUUAUGACGAUGGAGGCCUUUGCAAAUCUUGCAUGGACUCCACCUAUGCGGUUUGGCCUUUGAUCGUGGCAUUGAUCUUCUGCAUUGUCGUCUUGGUCAUUGUCUACAAGUUCGCCACCAAGGUGGAUCGUUCGAGUCGCGAUGCUGUGGCCACCAUUCUCUUCAGCACGGGGCUCAUCGUCGCAACACUCCAAGCCUUUCCGGCUUUCAGCAAGGUCGAGGUCCAAUGGAUUGAGCCGUUAAAGACUCUCAAGGGCGUCUUCGCUUUCCUCACCUUCGACCUGACCAUGAUCAGACCUGGCUGCUGGAUGGGAGAAAGGAACGCAUUUACGAGUUAUCUCUUUGCAAUUCUAGUCUAUCCUGCGGGCUGUGCCUUCUUUUGUUCCGUCUUGGGCUUUGCCAAAUACGUCUUGAAGAAGGACAUCACAUUGAAUGACCUGAUCAACGUCAAUGGCUUGAUUCUGUCAGAAUCUUUGGCCUUGUCCUCACUGUCGGUGAGGCCCUUCAAAUGCGUGGGCAACCCCGAUAGCACGAGCAGCAUGGCCAAUGACCGGGGGACCAUUUGCUGGACCAGUGGAACUCAUCAGGCCAUGGUGGCUCUUGCCUUAGUGCCCAUCCUGGGCGGAGUGUUGCCCUUCAUGUCCGUGAUGAUUUGGGCGGUCACUCAGUAUGGACGUCGGGUCGCUCGCCCUGGUGGUGUGAAGUUCGUGAAGCGCUGGGCCUUUGCCUUCGCGCGCUUCAACGCCUCGGGUUGCUACUUCGCGCUUGUGGUGGUCCUGAGGGAUUUUAUCAUCGGGGUCUCCCCUGCGGUGUUCGUCUCAUUCAAUGAACUGCUCUUUCUGAUCUACGUGCUCACAUUGGCUUCCUAUGCAACGCUCCAGGCUCGCAUUUGGCCCUGGAAAACCAGCAUGGCCAACUUCUUGGAUUCAGGAGCAAGACAUGCCAAAGCAGUUUGCGAUACCAAAGAAGGCUUUGCCCACCAAAGAGAGCGCCCAAAAGAGCACCUUGAAGGUCUCGCCCUCACCUUGGUGACCACCGUAGUGUUGGGCAGCACGUUGCUGAACUUCGAUGUUGCCCGGGGUACAGUGGUCAUCCAGAUCCUCUCCAUGAUAGGCUUUAUCCUGGUGAGCACCGCUCUACUUGCAGUGAUUGGCAUGGUGGCUUACCGGACCUACAAGCCCAGCAAGACCUAUGGAAUCUUCUUAAGUCAUCACAAGCUGGGGGCUGCAGUCCUAUGCAGAUGGUUAAAGAUGCUUUUGGGCGCCAUUGUCAAGGACCGGAUCUUCUUGGACUCGGAUGACGUAAGCAAGUUAGAUGCCAUCAUCGACGUGUGCGCCUGCGACUGUGAGAAUGUGGUGGUGAUUAUGACCUCCGAGACCCUGAAGCGCAUGUGGUGCGCCGCGGAGAUCGCUGCAGCCUGGGCUGGACACACCAACAUCGUUUUGGUGAGCUGCGACGGGAAUGGCUUCAGUCAAGAGCUCAUCCAUGUGUUGCCACAGCUUUGGACAGAGGAACAGCAGGCCACCCUGGCAGCCUCUGGGAUUGUCAUGAGUAUUGUGGAGCAGGCCUAUGAUUCCCUUCUGCACCAAGUGCCUAUAGAGCUGAGACGGAGGGGAGCCAAGGAGUAUGAGCACCUCACAGUGGCACGAAGUGUCGUGAGCGAAUGCAAAGGCCUCUCACUCUUUAUGCUGACCCGCUUGCAAAAGACCCAGCGCGUGAACUCCUUCGGCCAUACUGGGAUGACCUCAAGCACUUUGGGUCUAGACCUGACGAACCACUCCCUUUUGAUGCUCGGGGAUUUGGACACGCCAGAGUCAGGCUGCUGUUGCCGCAUCAUUCAGAUCCUGCUGCAGGGGAAAAUGCAAGAGGCGGUCCUGGUGCAAAACGUGAUCAAGGAUGUCGAUUCCUAUGAAAUGCUGGUGGCCCGAUUUCAAGGAGUCAGAGCAGUGCUAGUGAUCUUGACACAAGGGAUGCUGCACCAUCCUUCCUUUGCCGGUGCAUUAGCUGCCUGCCCAGAGGAGUGUAUUCCCAAGCUGGUCCCCGUCAAGGCAGAUGAGUCCUUCACCUAUCCUGACCCAACCUUCUUCGAACACUUGGCCGAUGGGCGGAUCUUCAGCGAGGAGGUCUUGGCAGACUUGGAGACGGAUUUUGAGGGUGUGCGCGCCAUCUACUCUCGGCUCUUCAACGUCUUGGCCUUGAAGUUUAGUUCCCAUGGCAGUGCUCACAUCCAGGCCACAGAGAUCAUGGUGAUGACUGCACGGCUGUUGCCCAUGUUGGAGGACAAGUAUUCAAGCGCGCAAGAGAGCGCUGAACGAGCAUCAUCGAUGGAGAGAUUGAAGACCUUCCUGUCUAGCAGAGGGAGUGGCAGUGGUCAGGCGGGAACGCCGGAGAUACGGCGGAUCCCCACAAAUGCGGAGCUGGUCGUGGAUGGAUAUUCUUCGCAAGAUGCGACAGAGUCGGCGCUUGAUUCCGCAGGAUCUGCUGGGGAGAUCAGCAUCGACACAGACACCAUUAAGCAGAUGAUGGUGAAGGAGGAAAUCUGAUGAUGGGGUCACCCGACGCCGUGAUGUGCCGCGCGCCACGCUGAUGAUUUGUUGCGGUUUCUCUGGGAGCAGAGGCAAACGCGUCAUGAAGUUAGUUGUGCCUGAAUCCAUCCUGAUAGCAGCUAGCAUUGCAUCGACAUGGAGCCCAUCAUAGCAUUGCAUGUGGGUCAGCAGAGGAGUUUUUUGCUUUGAUUGUCCCGGAGCUUUGGGUCUUCACGCACUACUAGCGGCAAGAGCACAGGGAUCGCCACACCCGCGCUGGUUUGCCACCGGGUGGUAGGUAACUGGCAACAUGGGAUGCAUUAUUACAGAGUUGCCGGCCAUUUAGAGCUGCUCUUGCCGACAUGCAAUGGCUGCAGCAAUUUCCUGAAAAAUCCCGAGACUUGCAGCAGUCCAUUGGAAUAGUUCAAUUGGAGGCUUUGCUGGAAACUUGAAGAUCCAGGAAGAAAC